Molecule: messenger RNA, 998 nt
Organism: Ceratosolen solmsi marchali
Lineage: Eukaryota; Metazoa; Arthropoda; Insecta; Hymenoptera; Agaonidae
Gene: Bet3
Product: blocked early in transport 3
Exons: 2
Coding region: 180-716 (178 amino acids)
Biological process (GO): Golgi vesicle transport
Cellular component (GO): TRAPP complex
Source: RefSeq, a predicted model, not a curated record
UUCUAUUCUCAUGAACUUAAGUAAAUCAUUGCGCCUACUUUCCGUUGUGCUUACGAUGCAGACAUUGUUUAUACUAAUAUUAUGAUAAUUGUAGGAUAAGAAGUUAAAGCUUUAAAGAAAAGACCUUAAAGAGUACUGACUUUUAUUAUCUUUCAAUAAUAUUAUUUUGCGCUGUUACAAUGUCAAGAACAGGAACAAAAUUAGAUUCAAAGAAAGUUAAUUCAGAGCUAUUUACACUUACUUAUGGGGCAUUGGUCGCUCAAUUAUUAAAAGACUAUGAACAUAUCGAUGAUGUGAAUAAACAAUUAGAGCGAAUGGGAUACAAUAUGGGUAUUCGUUUGAUAGAGGAUUUUUUAGCUCGCACAGGUUCGGGUAGAUGUUAUGACUUUAAAGACACGGCGGAUAAAAUUCAGACUGGGUUUAAAAUAUUUUUGGGUAUCACGCCAGUAAUAAAUAAUUGGAGCGUAGCAGGGGACGAAUUCUCUUUAUGUUUUGAAGCAAAUCCGUUAACCGAAUUUGUAGAAUUACCAGAUGACUGCUUAAAUUUGAAAUAUUGUAAUAUAUUGCCUGGGGUAUUAAGAGGUGCUUGUGAAAUGGUACAGAUGGAAAUUGCUGCAUGGUUUGUCCAAGAUCAAUUAAAAAGUGGUAACGUCACAGAAUUAAGAGUAAAAUUUAUAAAGAGACUGGAAGAUGCUAUACCAGCAGGCGAAGAUUAAUGUAAAUUUAAGUAAUUUAAUAAAUAAGAUGAGUUUAUAGUUAUUAUACAUAUUGUAUUGUUUAUCAAGUGAAAGAUAUAAAACAGAUGUGUUACAAUAAUUACUUAUACUUAACUUUAACUGUAUGUGUAUCAAAUUUUAAAUUAAAUUCAUUAAAUCAAGCUUAUAGGUAAUUGGUAAGAAAGAAUAUUAUUUGCAAAAUUCCAGAAGCUGAACUAUACUACCAAACUGUACGCAAAAUUGAGAAAUUAUAAGUUAUUUACAUUAAAUAUAUGUAAAGUA